Molecule: messenger RNA, 660 nt
Organism: Guillardia theta CCMP2712
Lineage: Eukaryota; Cryptophyceae; Pyrenomonadales; Geminigeraceae
Exons: 4
Coding region: 1-660 (219 amino acids)
Source: RefSeq, a predicted model, not a curated record
AUGCCAACGAUUUGCAUCCUCCCGUCGACUCGCUCGAUGCUCUUGGCGCAUCUCGGAUUCCGUGGCAAAGGCAGUAAAGAUGUGCGGGAGUUUAACGAGAUCGUCACGAGGCUCAAGGCACGUCAUGACACCAAAAUCGUGCUUCAUCUCUUUUCGAACAAUGGUUUCAUUUUCUUUGGAAGCUCCUUGGUGCUUAACCCGUCCCUCGGAAACUUGAUUUCUGCCAUCGUUUUCGAUUCCUGUCCCUGUCCCAUCACGGACGAGGUGGCAGCAACUGGGUUGCUGUCGGCGAUUGCGCGAGUGAAUGCAGAGGAGGCUCGGAGAAAAGGGUGGUGGGAACCUCUAAGGGUUGUGUGCUCGCCCCUGGUCGCCUUGAUGAACCGGAGACAAACCCUCAUAUGGGAGACAUGGAGGACGGCAUUCCCCCGAGCUCCGGCCUUGUUUUUGUACAGCCGCAGUGAUGCUGUGGUGCCACCGGACGAGAUCGAGAGGUUCAUAGCUGCUUACGAGGUCAGUUUGAGCAGUGCUGGGCUGCCGGUGGAAAAGGAGCAGUGGGAGGAUGCAGAGCACUGUGACAUGUUGUUUUUGCAGGGGAUACUUUAUUCUAACACCAAUUCUACACCAGUUUUGCAAGCUCGCAGCAGCAAAGCCAAAUUCUAA